Carcharodon carcharias (great white shark) is the source of this 1951-nucleotide messenger RNA. It is a transcript of the gene trmt61b, whose product is annotated as tRNA methyltransferase 61B. Gene Ontology annotation, cellular component: tRNA (m1A) methyltransferase complex. The record is from RefSeq and is a predicted model, not a curated record. Lineage: Eukaryota; Metazoa; Chordata; Chondrichthyes; Lamniformes; Lamnidae. Gene Ontology annotation, biological process: tRNA methylation. The coding region runs from base 288 to 1832 and encodes 514 amino acids. The transcript is spliced from 7 exons.
AGGUGUAGCAGAGACAGAUACUCUGUCCGCACUGCAUUCAGUGAACUCCACGUGUCUGCCUCUGGACACAAGAGGAUGAAGCUGGUCGCUUUUUUAUGAUGCCCUGGUGUCGAGGAGGAGCUUUGCAAGCGUCUGCUUCCUGCUUGUAAAAGCAGAAACAGGUGGGACUGCGGGUUUUUGGCAGGCGAUGUGCAGAGGCUCUCCUGCUGCAAUGUAACAGAAAGUGACUGAACUUCAGCGCGGAGAGAGGCUGGUUCGAAAGCAAAGAAGGGGGAGGCUGCUGGAAAAUGCUGCGUCCUUUGCGUGCAAUGUGCAAAGCAGACAAGUGCUUGAAGUUGCAGAAUCCGGCACUGGCUAUACGCUCUCACCCCUCUCACUGCCCCCGUGCCGGGCUAACCUUCAGGCGCCUGCUGUCGCUCGGGUCCAUCCCUCCCAGCCCAGGGGCUGGAGAUGAUGAGGAAAGGGAAAGAUCCCAGCCGGGACAGGAGGCCGGAGCUGGCCAGGGUUGCCCAGGGUGGGCACGGACUCCCCCCCGGCCGGGCAGAGUAGCUCUGCCCCCUAGGAGACGCCCCCUGUCUCCGCUGGAAAGGGUCAGCCGCCUGAUCCCCCAUGAGAUGUUGGCCCAGGAGGUGAUGGAGCUGAGGGAGCAGCACCUGAACCAGGAACCGGGUGGAAGCAGCGGACCAAGAGGUGACAAUGCAGCACCUGUGCCAACUGCGCCUACAGGAUCGCCCACAGCUCCUGGGGGGAGCUGGCACCUGGCCCAGGAGGAGGCCCUUGGCCAGGAGGGAACCACUUGCCACCUGAGCCCCCCAGCCAAAGAAGUGCCCUUUAAAAUUGGGGACGUGGUCCUUGUAGAGUUUCGCAGGCGACGCCGCUUAGAGCUUCAAAAGAUGUUCAAUUUGAUGACAGGUGGGAAGUUGCACAGCAAGUGGGGCACACUUGCCCACCAGGAAAUCCUGGGAAAUCUCCCUGGCCAGGUAUUCAGGACUUCCACUGGCUUUGAGUUUAUCAUGAGGAGACCAUCCUUGGAGGAGUUUGUACUGCUGAUGAAGAGAGGACCAGCCAUUUCUUACCCAAAAGACAUCAGUGCCAUGUUGAUGAUGAUGGAUGUUAGUAGUGGGGACUGUGUUUUGGAGUCUGGUUCAGGAUCUGGAGCAAUGACACUGUUUUUGUCCCGAACAGUGGGAUCUUCUGGGCAUGUGUAUAGUUUUGAGGUGAGACCAGAUCACCACUGCAAUGCUAAAAGAAAUUACCAGCGCUGGCGGAAUGCCUGGGAAGUGGCCCGUGAAAAAGAAUGGCCAAAUAACGUUGACUUCAUUCAGAAAGAUAUUGUAUCUGCCGCUGACGAUAUCCAAGGAAAGAUGUUUGAUGCUAUUUCUCUGGAUAUGCUUAACCCACAACUUGCUUUACCUGUGAUCUACACACACCUCAAGCAAGGUGGGGUCUGUGCAGUAUAUUUAGCAAAUAUUACCCAGGUUGUCGAUCUAUUGGAAGGGAUACGCAGCUCCCGGUUACCCCUCUCUUGUGAGAAGAUCCUUGAGGUCAUUCAAAGGAAGUGGCUCGUUGCACCAGCUCUACGCAAGGACGGUAGCGUAGCACCCCGAGUGGAACCACAAAGGAACGUGUAUGAUGAGCUUGGAGAUGAAGAAGGAAGAGAUGCAACCAUGCUGGAGGAUGACGGUGAAGAGGAAGAUACCAAACCUUUUUGCACAAUACCUUAUAUUGCCAGACCCCAUCAUGAGCAAGUUUCUCACACAGCUUUCCUUGUAAAAUUAAGAAAAUUUAGACCUGCUUCUUUACAUUCUACUCCACAACAGGGAAAACAAUAACUUGGAUCUGUGGAAUAGUGAAGAUUGAACGUGUUGUAUGUACUGUAAAGUUCUAUUCUGUGCUAAAUCACUAUGAUAAAUAAAAUGAAGUGUAUUUUCACCUUUAUUCAUACAGCUUA